Monodelphis domestica (gray short-tailed opossum) is the source of this 6959-nucleotide messenger RNA. RefSeq names its product calmodulin regulated spectrin associated protein 1 (gene CAMSAP1). Lineage: Eukaryota; Metazoa; Chordata; Mammalia; Didelphimorphia; Didelphidae. The record is from RefSeq and is a predicted model, not a curated record. Gene Ontology annotation, cellular component: microtubule minus-end. Gene Ontology annotation, biological process: negative regulation of microtubule depolymerization; neuron projection development; cytoplasmic microtubule organization. Gene Ontology annotation, molecular function: spectrin binding; calmodulin binding; microtubule minus-end binding.
AACUGCCCAAAAGCUUUCCUAUUCUCGGUGGAACCGUUGGGGGCGGCCCGGAGCGGCCGCUCGCGAGCCGCGUGCGCGAGCGUUUCGGCCGCGCGUUCCCUGCUCCGUGCUCUCGGCGCGCGCCCUCCCGCACCCGGUCCUCCCCAUUUGCCCCAAACGACCGGGCCCCAUCGGGCAGUUCAUUCUCCGUUCGCCUUUCUCUGGCCUCAGCUCUCGGCGGCGGCCACAGGAUGAAGCAGCAAAGGCGGCGAAGGCGGCGGCUGUGAAAGAUGGUGGAUGUGGAUGUUUCUGCUGGUGGAGAUAGCACCAGGAGAAAAAUGGAGGCCCUGACAGACAGUGCAGUUGAAAUUGUCUCUUCUGAGCUCUAUGAUUCAGCCAGGGCGAAAAUAGCUGCUAAUCUACAAUGGAUCUGUGCUAAAGCCUAUGGAAUAGAUAAUAUCCCAGAAGAUCUAAAAGACCCAUUUUACAUAGACCAGUAUGAACAAGAACAUAUUAAACCACCUGUUAUCAAGCUCUUGCUCUCCAGUGAGUUAUAUUGUCGGGUCUGUAGCCUCAUUUUGAAAGGUGACCAGGUAGCAGCAUUAAAGGGACACCAAUCUGUUAUUCAGGCUCUGUCUCGGAAAGGAAUUUAUGUAAUAGAGAGUGAUGAUACCCCAGUGACUGAAUCUGACCUCAGUUGUGCUCCUAUAAAAAUGAGUUCACAUAUGGCUAUGAUUGAUGCUUUAAUGACAGCCUACACCAUAGAAAUGAUCAGCAUUGAAAAAGUAGUUGCCAGUGUCAAACGCUUUUCUACAUUCAGUGCCUCAAAAGAGCUGCCAUAUGAUCUGGAGGAUGCAAUGGUUUUCUGGAUUAACAAGGUGAACCUUAAAAUGAGGGAGAUAACAGAGAAAGAGGUAAAAUUAAAACAGCAAUUAUUAGAGAGCCCUGCCCAUCAAAAGUCUCCUUCCAAAUGGUAUUGGAAAUUAGUACCUGUUCGAUAUCGACGAGAGCAUCUUUCAAAUAGACAAUUACCCUACUUUCCAUUGCUGGAAGAUCUAAUGAAAGAUGGCAGUGAUGGUGCUGCUCUUUUAGCUGUGAUACACUAUUAUUGCCCAGAACAAAUGAAAUUAGAUGAUAUAUGUCUGAAGGAAGUAACAUCAAUAGCUGACAGUUUAUAUAAUAUUCAACUUCUGAGAGAGUUCUCAAAUGAAUACCUAAACAAAUGCUUUUAUCUCACCUUAGAAGAUAUGCUGUAUGCUCCUUUAGUGCUAAAGCCAAACCUUAUGGUUUUUAUUGCGGAAUUGUUCUGGUGGUUUGAGAAUGUAAAGCCAGAUUUUGUACAACCAAGGGAUAUUCAAGAAGUAAAAGAUGCUAAAACAGUUUUACAUCAAAAAAGCAGCCGUCCUCCUGUUCCUAUUUCCAAUGCUACUAAACGAAGUUUCAUGUCAAGCCCAGGUACUUCUGGUCAAGCAGAUAUACAGCUUCCAGUUCAACUGCCACCAGAAGCUUGCAACAGGUAUUACCUGCACCCUGAAGAAUCUGACUAUCUUGGGAAAGGGAGUCCUGCCUUUAGCCCAUCUCAUCCUUUAUUGCCAUUGAGACAGAAACAACAGAAAACCAUCCAGGGGGAGGACAACCAGGAUCAGCGACAUCGUUCUAAUUCAUUAACUCGAGUUGAUGGACAGCCACGUGGUGCAAUAAUUGCAUGGCCAGAAAAAAGGCCCAGGCCUCUGUCUCAGCCAACACCAUUUGCUCUGCAUCAUGCUACAAGUAGUGAUAUGGAUCCUGGUUCUGGUGAUAGUAUUAGCUUGGCUCGAUCAAUUAGCAAAGAUAGUUUAGCGUCUAAUAUUGUUAACCUCACCCCCCAAAAUCAACCUCAUAACACAUCUAUUAAGACUAAUGGGAAAAGUUUGCUGAAUAAUGUUGAUAUUGAGGAUGAAGAUGAAGAACUUGUUGCAAUAAUUAGGGCAGAUGAAAUUCCAAGCUGUGGUGACUUAGAGUUGCAGAGUACAUCUUCUAGGGCCUCAAGUUUAAUGGCAAGUUCUCGAUCUCCUAAAAGACAAGUGGAAUCCCUAGAAAGUAAACCUGAUAGUUUUUUCUUAGAACCUUUGAUGCCUGCAGUACUUAAACCAGCUAAAGAAAAACAGAUUAUUAAUAAAGAAGAUGAAUGUGGAGAAGGGAAACAAAGGAGUUUUUUGCCUAAAAGAAUUAGUGAAGGACAUCAGCUAUUGGGACGGAAGAAAACUAAUAGCAAUCACAUUGAUCAUGAUAUGAAUAGGACUUUUACUCCAAUUUCUAGUUCAGAAUUUCCUACAGCUAUAGAUUCUACUACUACUGAUUCAGUAGGAUUGGGACUUCUUUCAACAGAGGUUUCAUUAGAAACAUGUAGGCCAUUGGCUAGUGGUGGCGUAGAACAGUUAUCUCAGGAACAAUCUACUGAAGGCUUUUUUCUUCAUGUUUCCAAGGUUGAUGAAGAUACAGAAAGUAGAAUAAAUGAUAGCAGUGCAAAAAGUACAGAGUCACAUGGCCUAGAAACAACAUGGACUAUAAUUAGGCAAGACUCUGAUUCAGAUAUCCUAGAUCUUGAGGAAGCUGAACAAGAUUUAAUUGGAGAGGGCCCUCCUUUAGUUAUAACUAAAUAUGUAGGUGAAGAAGAAUCUGCUAAGCUACAGGAGGACAUGAAGGUGAAGGAGCAUGAAGAUAAGGAUGAUGCAAGUGGACGUUCAAGUCCAUGCUUAAGUACCAUCUCUCAAGCUAGCAGUGUCUCUAUGGCUAGUGGAAGUGUUAGGAUGACUAGUUUUGCAGAGAGAAAACUUCAGAGACUUAAUAGCUAUGAAGCAAAGUCUAGUACAAGCAGUUCCCAGAAAACCACACCUGAUGCAUCAGAGAGCUGUCCAGCUCCACUGACUACAUGGAAACAAAAGAGAGAACAGAGUCCUAACAGGCAAAAUAAAGAUCAUGCUAAUCUUUUGGCUUCUGAGCUGGUCCAGCUUCAUAUGCAGUUGGAGGAAAAACGCAGAGCAAUAGAGGCACAAAAGAAGAAAAUGGAGGCAUUGUCUGCAAGGCAGCGACUCAAGUUAGGUAAAGCAGCCUUCCUUCAUGUAGUUAAGAAGGGGAAGACUGACAUUGUUCCACAACCACUUAAACCAGAACACUUUUCAAAAGAAUAUUCUCGACACAAUGGAGAAGAAUUAGAUGAUGGAAUUUCUAAAACAGAAGAUUUUCUUGUAAAAGAAGAAGAUAAAGAUGAUCUCCUUGGUGAUUCUCAAGAAAUGGCAAAAGUAAAGAUUCAGGAAAAUGUGGCUUUUGUUCAGCACAAAACAAAAGACUCUGCUGCCAUACAUGAAUUAGAGAAAAACAAGAUGCUUUCUGCUGCUCUUUUAGAGGAUAAUGUUGGUGAAGUUGUAGAUAUAAAUGAAUGUGAUGUUUCCAUUGAAAAACUAAAUGAAACCAUUAGUACCCUUCAGCAAGCUAUAUUAAAGAUUUCUCAACAGCAAGAACAACUUCUUAUGAAAUCUCCUACAGUACCAACACCAAAUACUAGAAACAGUUCCCAAGAUCAGAAGGUAAAGCCAUCAAUUCAUUUUGUUGAGCCCCUCUCUCCAACUGGCAUGAACAGUCACCGUAAACCCCCUCGUCUUGGUCAAGGUCGUAGUCCUCGUUCAGCACGACCAUCGGAGCUAAAAGUUGCUAAAGACAAACAACAAAGUUCUUCCCGUAUAAAAACUCCAACACCAAGUGUAGAAACUGUGCCUCACUUAAGAUCUUUCCCUCCAAAUAAUCAUCCAAGAACACCCACAGAAACCUGUUUGGAAAGUGCCACAAGUCAUGGAAAUGAUUCUCAAGAAAAGUUUUUCUUUGAUAGUUAUAGGCUUCAUGAUGAGAGUAACCAGAGGACAUUUGUUUUGUCUGCUUCCAAAGAUGCAAACAUUAUUUCUGAACAAAUGAGCAAAGAAGUUUUGAAUAAUAGUGUAAAAGAAGCAGGACUAAAUUCUUCAGAUGUCUCAGGAAAAGAAAAUGUUCCUGUAGAAGAACCACUAAGGAGCAAGGGUAGUCUCAUUGAAGUAGACAUCUCUGACCUAAAAGCACCAGAUGAAGAAGGAGAAAUGGAAAGCCAUGAAAGCUCUUUGGAUUUAAUUAAUGAGUGUGAUCAGAAACCCGGUGUAGGCUUUUUCUUUAAGGAUGAACAAAAAGCAGAAGAUGAAUUAGCCAAGAAACGAGCUGCUUUCCUUUUAAAACAGCAGCGCAAAGCUGAAGAAGCUCGUGUACGGAAACAGCAGCUGGAAGCCGAAGUUGAACUGAAAAGAGAUGAAGCUCGGCGAAAAGCUGAAGAAGACCGGAUACGAAAAGAGGAGGAAAAAGCUCGACGAGAACUCAUUAAACAGGAAUAUUUGAGAAGAAAGCAACAACAGAUUUUAGAAGAGCAAGGACUUGGUAAACCAAAAUCAAAACCAAAAAAACCACGGCCAAAAUCUGUUCAUCGGGAAGAGUCAUACAGUGAUUCAGGAACCAAAUGUUCUUCAACCCCUGAUAAUUUAAGUAGUGCCCAGUCUGGCUCCAGUCUGUCUUUGGCAUCAGCAACAACAACAGAACCUGAAAGUGUUCAUUCUGGUGGUACUCCUUCCCAACGAGUGGAAUCCAUGGAAUCUUUGCCAAUAUUAAGCAGGAAUCCUAGCAGGAAUACAGAAAGAGAUUGGGAAAACGCUUCUACAGCAUCUUCGAUUGCAUCUGUGGCAGAAUACACUGGUCCCAAGCUCUUCAAGGAGCCUAGUAGCAAGUCGAAUAAACCAAUUAUUCACAAUGCUAUAUCCCAUUGCUGUCUGGCUGGAAAAGUAAAUGAACCACACAAGAAUUCAAUACUGGAGGAAUUGGAGAAGUGUGACGCCAACCACUACAUUAUAUUGUUUCGUGAUGCUGGAUGCCAAUUUAGGGCACUUUAUUGCUAUUAUCCUGAUACUGAAGAAAUCUACAAGCUAACAGGCACUGGGCCAAAGAGCAUCACUAAGAAAAUGAUUGACAAGCUUUAUAAAUAUAGCUCAGACAGAAAACAGUUUAACCUGAUUCCAGCCAAAACCAUGUCUGUCAGUGUGGAUGCUCUUACCAUUCAUAACCAUUUGUGGCAACCCAAGCGGCCAGCAGUGCCAAAGAAGACUCAGACUCGUAAAUGACAUUGAUUUGGGGGACAUAUAUCUGAGGGGAUUGUGCUGAAAGAAGAAUAUUUACUACUUUCUUCAAUUUGGGUACGAAAUGUGCAAAACCAUAAAACUUUUUUAAGAGGCUUCUAGAUAAAAUGAAUCUUCUUUCCCCUCAAAACACACACACACAUACACACCUAAUGCAAGUUAAAAAUAAUGAAGGAACAAUGCCAGUGUUUUUUAAUGACUCAAAUCAACUGUUAUAUUUAAUGCUAACUACUGAAGCUUUCAAAUGAGGGACCGUGCAUGUAGCAAGAUCUUUAACCAGUGAAUUUCCUUUUACUUGAAGCUCUCUAUCGGUACAAAUUGGAAAUGAUUUAAUUUGCUUUUCUUGCCUUUCCCUCUUCCACAUUACAGUGGAAGAACUGAGAAUUGAUCUUGGGUCAUGAGUUUCUGAAUGUGUAUAGAAAAAAUUCUUAUUUGGGGACUUUAUUUUUCCUUUGAGGAAUUAUAAGAUAUAUGAUUGUAUCUACUGCCAACAUUGAAUCCCAGUUUUCAGAUUUAUGGGGAAAAAAUUCCCAACUUAUGCGGCUGAGAAAAAAAAAGUUUACUGACAAUAGUUAACAAAAAGCACUGAAAGAUUGCAAAGGCUGUCUAAAAUAACAUUUGUAGAUUUAUUAGAGAUGACUACAUCUGGAACACAAUCAUGGGGACGCAAAAAAUUAUAGGUGCUAUAAACUAGUACUUGCUUAGUUGGCAAGAUGAAUGAAAACUUAUUGAUGAAGUUUUGGGUAGUGUUCUAAUGAUUUGUUAACUUUAUUAAAGACAUAUUUUGGCAAAAAUAGAAUAUUUUCACUCUGAGCACGUUCCUCAUAUAAGAUGGUGCACUUAAGAUCUUAAGUCCUUUUACUGUUUUUAUUGUCAUGACAUGUAAUUCUAUUUCUUUUGUCCUGUCUUUAUUCUGAAGGAGCAGCAUGCUCUGAACAGAGUAUGUGCAAUUUUUUACUAUUAAUUUAGGGUGACAAAGUAAUUUUGUUUCAUCUUAUUUAAAAUUUUUAAAUUACAGAGUUGCUGUUGUUUCAAAAGUCUAGAUAAAUGAAACGGCUUGGAUUCUUUUCAUGUUGAAAUAUUAAAUCUUUAGUUAAGACCCUAAAUAUCUUUUAGUGUUUUUCUAGCAGAUCAAAUCAUUUGGGGAGUAUAAUACUAUCUAUUACAGGAGUAAAUUUGUAUUUUGAUUUCCUUCUUUAUGCACUUACAGUUCCCUUUCAGCACCUAUGUUUUCAAGUGUACAUCUAGAGCUCUGUAGUUAAAUCCUAUUUAAUCAUUAACUGGUUGCUAUGACAUCUUGAUUUGACACUAUUGCCUGAAGGCAUUUGUUAGGUUUGCACAUGUUUACUUGGAAGUGUUACUUGGAUAUAUGUAUAUCUAUCUUGUACUGAGGAGGGCACUAUAGAACAGUAGGGAAAAAAACUCCUCUAAAAUACACAAGUGUAAUUAUUACAUAAACCUAAAGACAAAAAAGGUAAGUUGUAUAAAGGAGAAAAUAUGGUACAAAAUAAAACACUAGAACUGCAGGUUUUAUUGCAGUCUUCUCAGCCCCUUGAAGAAAAAGAUUGUAGUUUGUUGCAUUGUUGUAUAUAUUGUGUUUAGGGAUAGCUGGUUCCUUGUGCUGUAAAUAAAUAACUAAAGGCUUUAUGAUUUCUAAAGUGCUAAGUAUUAAAGUUAUGAGUGAAUUUUUUCUGUUACCAUGCUUUUCAUUCUUCUGCUUUAUUUCUCACUGUAUGUUUGAUAUAUUAUCAUAUUUAUUUUAAAAAAGCACUGAAAUUAAUAAAAAUGAUUAAAUAA